Molecule: messenger RNA, 866 nt
Organism: Bombyx mori (domestic silkworm)
Lineage: Eukaryota; Metazoa; Arthropoda; Insecta; Lepidoptera; Bombycidae
Gene: CSP1
Product: chemosensory protein 1
Exons: 4
Coding region: 305-676 (123 amino acids)
Source: RefSeq, a predicted model, not a curated record
AAAAUUUCUAAAAUAUACCGCAAGUACCAGACAUUUUACUUACUAGGAGAUUUUAUACGGUGCCUCACAGUUGCACAGGUAGCGGCCCAGCUCUGUUCCUGUUCUGACUAGAAUUGUAUUGGUGAUUUCCAUGAGCGACGGUAACCACUCACUUUUAACUGGGCCGAAACUCGUCUGCAUAGAAGGGCAAUAAAAAAAGAAAAAUAAUUAAAGUGUUCCUUGAGCUCAGGCUGGCAAGUCACACUGAAUCUGAGUCAAGUGUCUGGGUGACAUCGCUUUUGUGUUGAUUAAAACCAUUGCAGACAUGAAGUGUCUAACAAUUGCUGCACUUUUAUUCGUGGCGGGCUUAUCGAUUGCCGAGAAGUACACUGACAAGUAUGACAACAUAGAUGUUGAUGAAAUUCUUGAGAACCGAAAGCUACUGGUUCCUUACAUAAAAUGCGUAUUGGACGAAGGCCGCUGCACUCCCGAUGGGAAGGAACUUAAAGCUCAUAUCAAAGACGGAAUGCAGACAGCGUGUGCGAAGUGUACAGAUAAACAGAAGGUGUCAGCCAGAAAGAUCGUUAAACACAUUAAGCAGCACGAAGCUGAUUACUGGGAGCAGAUGAAGGCCAAAUAUGAUCCCAAAGAUGAAUUCAAAGAAAUCUACGAGGGAUUCCUCGCUGGUCAAAACUAAACUUGUUAUAAAUGCUUGCGGUGGUACAACAGAAUAAUUGUUUUUUUUUUGUAAGAAAUCAUAAAUGGCUUUUGGUCUGUAAAUUCGAACCAUAUUUAAUUUAAUUGUUGUUGAUUUUCCCGUUUGUUUCUUUAAGUAAACGUUUUAAAAUCUGUAUUUAAUUAUUAAAAAAGAAAAAGAAAAUUCUGAA